AUGUGGUAUGAUAUUAGUCGAUAUGAUACAAAUAUACCAAAUAAAAAACGUGUUACAGUGUCUCGGUUUCGAGCUUCAUCAGAUACGAAUCCGUCUCGAACAUCAAUCCAUCGACCAUCACCUACUAAUUAUGGAAUAAAGGAUUCGAACUCAACUCUCGAUUAUUUCUAUAAUGAUAAUGAAACAAAAAUCAUCGGGGAGCACAUUCUGUUUAUUUAUUUUGAUCUUCAAUCUUCAUUAAAUCAUGAUUUUAUUGGUCCACUUCGAGCAAUCAAUGAUUAUAUUCAAAUAUAUAUAGAUUCUGUAACUUGUUUAGAUUUUUUAAAAUCUUCAAAUGAAAUAAUAUUUUUUAUUUCUUCAACGAAUGAUAAACAAUUGAUUAAAGAAGUUCAUGAUUGUGAUGCCGUCGAAGCCAUAUUUAUAUUAAAUUCAAAUUUGAAACUAGACAAAAAUAGAUUUCCAAAGUCAUUUGGUGUUUACGUACAUCCAGAAGAGCUUCUUAAAUCUAUACGAUUCGCACAUGAAUGGUUUGAACAAACACAAAUGAAUUUCUUUUCAUUUGAACAUGAGAAAAUAUUUCUCUGGUCUCAAUUAUGGAAAGAAGAAUUUAUAAAAUCAACAAGUUCAAAUGUCUCAUCUGAUAAAGAAAAACUUGUUAAAACGGCUGAAAAAUAUUAUAGAGGAAAUACAAAAUUAUUAGAUUCUCUCGAUGAUUUUGAUUGUUCUUAUGAUAGGAAUGAUGCAUUACAAUGGUGUUUUUCUUCUCCAUUUCCAUCACGUUUUCUUCAUCAUGCACUUAGUACUCGUAAUACAAAGUCUAUCGAUCUUUGCCGUUUUCUUAUCAUUGAUGUAUCUCAUGUUUUAAAACCAUCGAAUGAUCCUAAAUCGAAUAAUCAAAUUUUUAGAGGUUUAAAAAUGACAAAUGAACUUCUUGAAAAAUUAACAACUCAUACUGGAAAACUUAUAUGUCCAAAAGGGUUUUUUUCUUGUACUACAUCUAGAGUAGCAGCUUUGGAACUUGCUCGAUCACCAGAUUAUCGUCCGGAUCUUAAACCUGUUUUAUUUAAAGUUUAUUGUGAUUCAUCAGUUCCCAUUGGUGAAUUGUCUGCGAAAGAUAUGUCGACAUUGAUUGUAUUCGAUGUUUAUACUGCAUUUCGAGUGAAAUGGGUUAGUCGUGGUCCAGUAUCAAUUGUAGAUUUAGAACCUGCAGAUGAAGACGGACGAAAUCUAGCACGAGAAUACAGGAAAAAAUUUAAGUCAUCAAAAAUACAAAGUUUACUUGAUCAACUUUUAGUUUUUCUAAAGCCUCCUCCACGAUUGCCACCCAUUAAACGAGUACCAACACCACCAAAAAAUCAAGUGUCUCAAAUAUUGCCAAAGAAAGUUAGUCCACGGGUACCUGACAGAGAUGAGAUACAAGCUGAAAAGAUGGCACAACGUGGUCACAUUGAUCAAGCCAUAGCUAUGUAUAAAAAUACGAACAACCCUUCGCCUCGUGUUCUGAAUAAUAUUGGUCAAUUAUAUGCUGAUAAAAAGGGAGAUUAUCAAGCAGCAACAAGGUUUUAUAACCAAGCACUGAGAAUUCAAGAAGAGAAAGGAGAAGAUGUUACCGAAACAUUAACUCAAAUUGCAAUUACUCAUCAUAAUCGUCAGGAUUAUGGCAAAGCUUUAUACUAUCAUUCUCAGGCAUUGAAAUUACGAAAAAAUACUAAUCAAAUUGAUCAAAUAGCAAUUGCUAACAAUCUUAUUGGAAUCGCUAAUGCGAAUUGGGGACAAGAAAAUUUACCAGAAGCAUUGAUUCAUGCACAAGAAGCGUUAAAAUUGAAUGAAUCUGUUAAAUAUGGAAAUGAUUUGAAUUUAGCUUUGAAUUUAGCCGUAUUGGCUAAUAUAUAUCAUAAAGCUGGCUAUGAUGUUAAAGCCCUUGAAUUUGCUCGACGAGCAAUGUCAAUUCUCGAACGUUAUGAUAAACCAGAUUCACUUGCUUUAGCAUCAGUACUCAAUAAUUUAGCAGCAAUUCAAGUAGCAUUAGGAUCAAUCUCGGAUGCUCAAAUUAAUCUUAAUAGAGCAUUGACAAUUUGUAGAAAAUUUCUUCCAGAAGGACACCCAAAACGUGUUAUAAUGGAAACAAAUAUUAAGCGCAUGAAAGAAAUAAUAAAAUACAUUAAAACUGUUGAUAAUAAGAAUACUAAAAAAUCUUAA
Molecule: messenger RNA, 2199 nt
Organism: Rotaria sp. Silwood2
Lineage: Eukaryota; Metazoa; Rotifera; Eurotatoria; Philodinida; Philodinidae
Source: the annotation of a GenBank genome assembly